This is a messenger RNA of Schistocerca piceifrons (Central American locust), 1776 nucleotides long. Its product is annotated as 4-coumarate--CoA ligase-like 1. The record is from RefSeq and is a predicted model, not a curated record. Bases 1 to 1776 code for a protein of 591 amino acids. NCBI's taxonomy places the organism in Eukaryota, Metazoa, Arthropoda, Insecta, Orthoptera, Acrididae. Gene Ontology annotation, molecular function: long-chain fatty acid-CoA ligase activity. Gene Ontology annotation, biological process: long-chain fatty acid metabolic process; fatty-acyl-CoA biosynthetic process. The transcript has 11 exons.
AUGGACCUGCCGCUGCCAGAUGUCUCUCUGGGAAAAUACGUUUUCAGCAACAUGUUGAAACUUGGGGACAAGACCGCACAGGUGUACCCCGGGGAACAGGAUCUGCGGCUAUCGUACAGGGAGUUGUCGAGGCGCGCGGCCUGCGUGGCCGAGGAGCUGCGCAUGCGCGGCGUGGGCCCCGGGGACGUGGUGGCGCUCGGCUGCCGCGUCGUGUCGCAGUUUCCGCCGCUCCUCAUAAGGCACCCUCCUAAGAAACGCCGUGCCGGCGCCCUUCAACCCAGACCUCGACAGGAAUUAAAGGUGGUGGUGCAGCAGACCCUGAAGCCUAAGCUGUUGGUGAGCCAGGAGCCGGCGCUGUCGGCAGUCGGGGAGGCGGCUGGGUGCGCCGCGCUGCCGCUGUCCGAGGUGGACAGCUGGCUGCAGCGAGACGCAGACCCGGAGCGGGCGCUGCAGGCGCUGUCCCCGCCAGACGCGGCCGGCUGGCUGGACUCGUGCGCCGCCAUCCUCUGCUCCUCCGGCACCACGGGGCCGCCCAAGGGCAUCAUGCUCUCACACCGGGGGCUGCUCACCUUGACUGUCGCCUUCGGGAAAAUGUCAGCACAGUUUGCCACAUCGAGUGACCGACGUCCAGAGGCCGUAAUAGCGACGUCGCCGAUUUUCUGGGUGUCUGGGCUUAUAACGCCAUUGUAUGCCCUUCACCUUGGGAAGACGGCCUGCAUACUUCCCAGCUUCGACGAGGAUACGGUAGCACGCGUCUUUUGCGAGUACAACGUUUCGAGCUUGUUCAUGCCUCCAAACUUGGCAGUGACUAUUGCCAAGAACGCCCAAAGUCCCGUCCGAAAGAUGCUGCACCACAUCAAAAUCUUAUCAGUCGGAGGGGCUGUAAUGGACGCAGAGACUCAGCUAUUCGUUGAAAAGGAGCUUGGUAAGCGGGUCAGCCAGGGUAUGAAGCACCACCACCACCACCACCAGCAGCAGCAGCAGCAGCUAGCAGCUAACAAGAAGAAGAAGACUAUCACCUGGGGUGAUGAUGUGCACAUCAUCGGCCUGUGCUGGUACAAUGGGACUACCGCAUAUGGUGUUUUCAGCAGCCAGUUCAUUAAGAUUGGUGGUGUGGCGAGUCCACCUCCAGAUGACUUCAGCACUUCUGGGAAGGAACGGUAUGGCAUGACAGAGGCUGUUGUCGUCAUGGGUGCUCAACCCGGUAGUGUUAGUCCACCAGGUUCCUCAGGGAAGCUGUUCUUCAACGUGGAAGCCAAGGUGGUGGACCUGGAGACGCAGGAGCCGGUGGGUCCCGAGCAGGAGGGCGAGCUGUGGGUGAAGUCCCCCGCGGCGGCGCUGGGCUACUGGAACAACCCGGAGGCGACUGCCGCUGCCUGGGACAAAGAAGGCUGGUUCCACACGGGGGACGUCGUGCGCUACGACCGCGACGGCUACUUCUACGUCGUGGACCGCGUCAAGCAGCUCAUCAAGUUCAGGGGACACCACGUGCUGUCGCCGCAGCUGGAGAACCUGCUGACGUCGCACCCCAGCGUGCAGCUGGCCGCCGUGGUGGGGAAGCCGCACCCCACCGACCAGGAGCACCCCACCGCCUUCGUCGUGCUGCGGCCCGGCGCCUCUGCCACCGCUGAGGAGUUGCAGCGGCUGGUAGACGAUAAGGUGGCGGACCACAAGAAGCUGCGAGGCGGGGUAAGGAUCGUGGGGGAGCUGCCGCACACGGCCAGCGGCAAGGUGGCCAAGAGGGUCCUCAGGAGGUGGGCGGCGGGCGGCCAGUAG